AUGAAGAAGACGCUCUUGGUUAUUGACAAUGGCUCCUGGGAGUGCAGAGCAGGAAUUUCCAGCGAUUCCCCGACCGUGCGAUUCCGCAACCAAAUCCACAGAGUGAAGGGCAAAGACGGAAAAACAGCGUAUUCUUUGCUCCCGAACAAGAAGCCAGGCUGCACUUCCACGGUGAAAAGCAUGUUUGACGGCUCUGUGAUCUACAACUACGAAGUUUUUGAGGGGACGCUGAAGGAAAUUCUCCGGGAGACUCGGGGGAAAUCGAAGGAAAAAGUCACUGAUGUCGUGAUAACAGAGUGCUUCCUGAACCCGCAGAUGUUCCAGGAUAUGGCGAUACGCAGCAUAUUCAGCACAAUCCCCUGUGAGACCGUUCGAAUCGGCUAUGACUUCAUAUUCGCAUACGAGCACAAUAUGAAGCACAAUAAAGAGAUGGUUUUGGAGGCACUCCCAGAGAAGGGCUUCUGCGACGUGAUAAUAAGCAUGGGAUACUUGGGGGUGUACGUCGUCCCUGUGGAUCCCACGGAGAAGAAGAUCCUGUACGAAGAGAGCACUUUCCUGCAAAUAGGCGGUCUUGCAGCCCAGCACAUCUUCUACAGGAGCAUUUCGAAUAAGUACUGCGGGACAGGGAUAAAAGUCGUGCGGGAGGAGGUGGAGGAGUACUUCUCGGGGAUCCGCGUCUCGUGCGAUUACUCCGAGGAGGUGGAGAAAGUGGUGAAUGACGGCCUGGGGAACGUGAAAGUCUCUUCUCGCGCGCAGAAGCCAAAGGAGAAGAAAGUCCCCGACAAAAGAAGGAGUCACUUCAUGGAAAUUGCGAAGAGAAGGCAAAGUGUGACCCCGCAGGAAGCUACGGAGGAUCUCCCGGAAAGCACGCCCGGAGACCCAGAGAGUGCAGGCGAUCUUCCCCGAGAGGAGAAGGAGAAGGACGCGCAGGAGGAGGAAGAGGCACUUCUGAGGCGCCUGAAGAGGGAGAAACUUAUAAAGGGAGCAACUGAUCAUAGGAACAAGCAGAAGAUCAUGAAGGCUCUGGAGAGGCUGAGCAUGCACAUAUCCGCCCUGGAGAGUGAGCACCUUCUGAUCUGCAAUCCGGAGGAGUACAUGCGGGAGAGGAGGGAGAGACUGCAGGAGCUCGAGGCCCGGAUAAAGAGAAGGACUUUCGUGCGGAAUGAGCUGAAGAAUCGGAAAAGUCCGCACUCGCUCUCCCUCCUGAAGAAGUCCCUGGAACAGCCGGACAGUUCCUCAGAUAAUCCGCACCUGCAGGAGAUAAGGGAUGCAGCAGAAGAUGAUACGCCGAUUCUUGAGGAGAUAGAUGCGAUAGAGGGAUUCCUGCGGGGGAAUGACUCCUCGUACACGGAGAGGGAGGAGAAUCCGCUCGAUAAAAUACGGCACGGGUACGGAGAGAAGGGGGGAGUCAACAUAAACGUGGAAUUUAUUCGGACGCCGGAGAGCCUUUUCAGCCCGUCCAUCGUCGGAGUGGAACAGCCCGGACUGAGGGAGAGCCUUUUCGCCGUAUUCCAGCGGGGAAGUGUCCGGAACAUCUUCAUCACCGGGGGAUUCAGCCAAAUUGCAGGCCUGAAGGAGAGAAUUGAGAAGGAAGUGCUCUCCCUGCGGUACCUGCCAAAUAGUCCGAGGGUUAUCACUGCGAUGGACCCAGUGAAUGAUGCGUACGCAGGAGGAUUCCUGGAGUCAGAGUUCUUCCCCAAGCACACCAGAGGAGGAGCAGAAUAA
Nematocida major is the source of this 1725-nucleotide messenger RNA. RefSeq names its product actin-related protein 5. Gene Ontology annotation, biological process: regulation of DNA-templated transcription. Gene Ontology annotation, cellular component: cytoplasm; Ino80 complex. The transcript has a single exon. The coding region runs from base 1 to 1725 and encodes 574 amino acids. The record is from RefSeq and is a predicted model, not a curated record. Lineage: Eukaryota; Fungi; Microsporidia.